ACCAUGAAGAGACAAAACGCCAGGACUCUCGCGCUCAUCAUCAGCAUCCUCACCUACCUGGUGGUCGGGGCGGCCGUGUUCGAGACCCUGGAGUCCAAGCAGGAGAAGAGCCACAAGAGGAAGCUGGACGCCAGAAAGUACGAACUCAUGCGUAAAUACAAUUUAUCCAAAGGGGACUUCGAGGAGCUGGAGUCCGUCGUCCUGCAGCUGAAACCUCACAAAGCUGGGGUGCAGUGGAAGUUUGCAGGCUCCUUUUACUUCGCCAUCACUGUGAUUACCACCAUAGGUUACGGCCAUGCGGCGCCCAGCAGCGACUCAGGGAAAGUGUUCUGCAUGUUCUACGCCCUCCUGGGGAUCCCGCUCACCCUGGUCAUGUUCCAGAGUCUGGGUGAGCGGAUCAACACGCUGGUCAGGUACCUGCUGCAUCAAGCCAAGAAGUGCCUGGGAAUGCGUCACACAGCGGUGUCCAUGGCCAACAUGGUGACGGUGGGCUUCUUCUCCUGCUUGAGCACGCUGUGCAUUGGGGCCUUGGCGUUCUCCCACUGCGAGGGGUGGAGCUUCCUCCACGCCUUUUACUACUGCUUCAUCACGCUCACCACCAUCGGGUUCGGGGACUACGUGGCUCUGCAGAGGGACGACGCGCUGCAGAACGACCCUCGCUACGUGGCCUUCUGCUUCGUCUACAUCCUCAUGGGCCUGACGGUGAUCGGGGCCUUCCUGAACCUGGUGGUGCUGCGCUUCCUGACCAUGAACACGGAGGACGAGCGCCGGGACGCCAAGCAGCGGGCGCUGAUGUCCGUCGGUAAGCCCCGAGGAGAGGUGGCGCGUCUGCUUCCACUCUCGGCCUCGACCUCCUCCACGCCCGUAGCAGACGACUCCACAAGGGCGAAAGAGUUGAAAGGCGUCUACACCGAGGUGCUGCAUUUCCAGACUAUAUGCUCGUGCUUGUGGUACAGGAGCAAGGAGAAGCUGCGGGGCUCCAUCCCGCAGGAGCUGACCUUCUCAGACGCCUACAUGCAGCAGAGCGCAAACUGUCCGCACUACAUGGAGCCGGGAUCGACGGGAUGCGCCUGCAGUCCACGUCAGUGCUCGAGCAUAAGCUCCAUAGCGACGGGCCUGCACAUCCUCUCUCCGUUCAGGAUGUUCAAGAGACGCAGCUCCGUGUAGCCUUUCAAUAAAGCUGCACAAAACGUUGAUACUGCCAGAGAGCAGAGCUCACAGCAAAGA
This is a messenger RNA of Cottoperca gobio, 1227 nucleotides long. RefSeq names its product potassium channel, subfamily K, member 3b (gene kcnk3b). The coding region runs from base 4 to 1167 and encodes 387 amino acids. Gene Ontology annotation, biological process: potassium ion transmembrane transport; stabilization of membrane potential. Lineage: Eukaryota; Metazoa; Chordata; Actinopteri; Perciformes; Bovichtidae. Gene Ontology annotation, cellular component: plasma membrane. The transcript has 2 exons. The record is from RefSeq and is a predicted model, not a curated record. Gene Ontology annotation, molecular function: open rectifier potassium channel activity; potassium ion leak channel activity; outward rectifier potassium channel activity.